GAGGAUGUGAGGUCCGCUCGGUCCGGUGGAGCUGAGACCAGUCGUCCUCCGAGGGCUCUCUGAUCCGUCUGCUCUGGACUCCCUGCGUUCUGCAGCGCCAUGGCCGCCUUCCAGCUGCUCUUCCUGCUGUCGGUGGGCUGCUCCGUGGCGUUCGCGCGGCCCCCCCAGACCCCGCGGGCCCCCCUCCACCUCCGUCCGUGCCAAGUGGUCCAGAUGGAUGUGCUCUGCAGUGAUCUGAGCCUCAGAGGCGUGCCGAUUAACCUUCCUCGUCAAGUCCAAAUGCUGGAUCUGUCUCGAAAUCAGGUUCAGAACCUCACCGAGGAAACUUUAGGGUUCCACACGGGCUUCCACCGGCUGAACCUCCAUUCCAACAGGAUUCACUUCAUCCAGCCGGGACUCUUCAGAGACAUGAAGGAUCUGAGAGUGUUGGAUCUCUCCAAGAAUCAUUUAAAUGUUUUUGCCCACUCCAAAAUAAACGUUGGACCUCUUACGGCCGUGGAGUUUCUAGACCUUUCAAACAACGGUUUGUACACAGGUAUGUCGGACUUCUUCCUGGCUGAAUCCCCAUCCCUGGCCAACCUUUCCCUCAACAGCAAUAGCAUCACCAAAAUAACUCGGAACACCUUCGGCGGAGCGGCGUCCCUGAGGAAAAUCAACCUCCACAACAACGUCAUCCUGGAGAUCGAAGACGGGGCUUUUGACUCCUUGGAUAAUCUGACGGAGCUCGAUUUGUCCAAGAAUUCAAUCACGUGUAUUUUGGAUUUCAAUCUCUUCAACUUGGCAUUUUUAAAUCUCAGCAAGAACAGCGUGGAGUUUUUCCAAAGUGUGGAAUCAAACGUUUCGUUUAAACUUCGCUCUCUUGAUCUGAGUGAAAACAAACUGCUUUAUUUCCCUCUUCUCCCAGAGAACAACGUGCUUGAGUUUCUGGAUGUUUCACGGAACCGUCUUCAGACAGUCAACAACACAGGUGGUCCAGAAAACCAGACGAACUUGAUCUUUCAUCAUUUGAGGUACCUGGACAUGAGUUACAACAAAUUCAAAAGCAUCCCAGAGUAUUUUAUUAACUGUAUGAAAUCCCUCGAGGUCCUGAACGUGAGUAAUAACUGCAUCGGCUCGUUUUCUGCCACUUCUAAAGGCCUUUUACAUAAAGUGAAGAUUAUUAAUCUCAGCUAUAAUUCACUGCAAAGUCUGACUUUUGGUAAAAACACUUUGCCUUCGCUGAAAAAGCUCUUCUUACAAGGAAACGACCUCUCGAUUCUGGACCACCAAAUAUUUCAACGACUGCCGAGCAUGAAGUACCUGCAGCUCCAGCAGAACAAUCUGAAGAUCUGUGGCUCUGAGCAAAACCAGCUUGAACCAACUCUGACGAACCAAAAGAAUUCCUCUGGCUGCGUGUCCUUUUCUUCUGUUUGCAAUUUGCACUUCCUGUACCUCUCUGAAAACAAUCUAAAGACCCUCCCUGCCGGUGCAUUUACAAACACUCCCCUGAAAUUACUCGACUUGUCCCUGAACCCGGGCUUGGACAUCCACAAAGACUCGCUCUCUGGUCUGGAACAUACUCUGGUCCACCUCGUCCUGAGGGAAAACAACAUGUCCAGUCUAAACCCAGACCUGUCCUUACUGAAGUGUCUCAAACAUGUUGACCUGUCCACCAACCAGCUGAACACUCUUCCAACAUGGAGCAAAGAGUCUGCCAUUGAGUCCCUCAACCUACAGAACAACAACUUGGUAACCCUGGACCACUCUACCAUCCUCGCCCUGGAACACUCCCUAAAGACCCUCUACAUGGGCUUCAACCCUCUGAGCUGCUGCGACAACCUCGCCUUCCUCCACAUGAUGCAGCACUCUUCCGUCAUCGUUCCCGACAUCGAAAUAGUGACCUGCGUUCACUCGGAGCACUCUGAGCCGGUCAACAUUGAAAGGGUGACCAAGGAAAUGUGCCACCAACCACCCCCCACAAACUACACACUAGUUGUUGUAGCGGUGUUUUCAGUAUUGGUUGUCCUUGCGGUGCUGCUGGGUGUAUGUUGCUGUUACAGGAGAACAAAGCACAGAAGAGGAUUUCGUGCAUAAUAAGAAUCACAAUCAAAGACACGUGUGCA
Messenger RNA from Nematolebias whitei (Rio pearlfish), 2102 nucleotides. RefSeq names its product leucine rich repeat containing 32 (gene lrrc32). The transcript is spliced from 3 exons. Gene Ontology annotation, molecular function: protein binding. Lineage: Eukaryota; Metazoa; Chordata; Actinopteri; Cyprinodontiformes; Rivulidae. Bases 100 to 2073 code for a protein of 657 amino acids. The record is from RefSeq and is a predicted model, not a curated record.